Messenger RNA from Poecilia latipinna (sailfin molly), 6066 nucleotides. RefSeq names its product ArfGAP with SH3 domain, ankyrin repeat and PH domain 3 (gene asap3). The transcript has 26 exons. Gene Ontology annotation, cellular component: cytoplasm. The record is from RefSeq and is a predicted model, not a curated record. Gene Ontology annotation, molecular function: protein binding; GTPase activator activity. NCBI's taxonomy places the organism in Eukaryota, Metazoa, Chordata, Actinopteri, Cyprinodontiformes, Poeciliidae. The coding region runs from base 278 to 3295 and encodes 1005 amino acids. Gene Ontology annotation, biological process: positive regulation of GTPase activity.
AUCCCUCCCUCCCUCCCGGAACGCGCAGAAGGAUCUCAAGGCGCACACAUCUGCUGAGUGGAGCGAACGUCCAGUCCGACCUCAGCUCUGCCUUUAGGUGACUUUCCUGUGCGAAACCGGUUCUUUGAAGGACGACACAUUUUUCGAGCUUGUCUGUUUGAACGCAAGCGAAGCAAACAGACUCCACGUCUUCUUCAAAUGGGAAUUACAUGCGCGCGUAAAACUUUGGCACACUAUUUCGCUCGGUGAAUUUCGGAGCCCCUUUCUUUCUAGAAUCAUGCCGGAGCGAAUAAGUAUUUCGGAUUUUGUCGAGCUGACAAACGAGGAUUUGUCUUCGCCCGGAACUUCCAGCUUCCAGUCCAAGAUGAGCGACUGCAAGAACACCGUGUCAGCCGUGGAAGAGUGUCUGGAGACGGACAACUCAACUCUGCACAGGAUGAAGAAGACGAUUAAAGCAAUACACACGUCUGGACUCUCACACGUGGAAAACAAAGAGCAGUACAUUGAGGUGAUGGAGAACUUGGGGAACAGCCACCUGAGUCAGGACAACAAUGAAAUCUCCACAGGCUUCCUGAACUUGGCCGUUUUCACCAGAGAGGUCACGUCCCUCUUCAAAAACCUGGUCCAAAACCUCAACAACAUCAUGGCGUUUCCUCUGGAAAACGUGCUGAAGUCUGAACUCCGGGACAGCAGAUUAGAGCUGAAGAAACACAUGGAGAAGAGUUGGAAGGAUUAUGACAUAAAAUUAGGGAAGCUGGAGAAGGAAAGAAGGGAGAAGACGCGGCAGCUGGGGGUGAACAGGAGAGACGGAUCAGACGGAGGGGAGGACAUGGAGAGGGAGAGGAGGAUUUUCCAGCUGCAGAUGUGUGAGUAUCUGUUGAAGAUCCAAGAGCUGAAGGUGCGCCAGGGACCCGAUCUGCUCCAAAGCCUCAUCAAAUAUUUCCAGGCCCAGCUCAGUUUUUUUCAGGAUGGGCUGAAAGCUGCAGAGAAUCUCACUCCAUUCAUUGAGAAACUUGCUUCUUCUAUUCACACGAUACGCCUGGAGCAGGACGAGGAGGUAAAAAAACUCCUUCAGCUGAGGGAUUCUCUCAGGUUACUUCUGCAGGUCGAGGGCAAAGAGGAGUAUCUGAACCGGAAGAAUUCUGGGAAUGGCUACAGCAUCCACCAGCCACAAGGAAACAAGAAAUAUGGGACUGAGAAAUCUGGCUUCCUUCAAAAGAAGAGCGACGGGAUCAGGAAAGUUUGGCAGAGGAGGAAAUGUGGAGUCAAAUUUGGAUACUUGACUAUUUCCCACAGUACGAUCAAUCGACCUCCAGCCAAACUGAACCUUCUGACCUGUCAGGUGCGGCCCAACCCGGAGGACCGGAGGACAUUUGAUUUGGUUACUCAUAAUCGGACUUAUCACUUCCAAGCAGACGAUGAGCAGGAAUGUCUGAUCUGGGUGUCCGUGCUGCAGAACAGUAAGGAGCAGGCCCUGAACACGGCGCUGGGAGGAGAUCAGCUCCACGUGCAGGACAGUGGCCUGCAGGAACUUUCACAGUCCAUCAUCGCAGAUCUGCGACAGAUGCCAGGAAACGAGGCGUGUGCAGACUGCGGGGCGCCAGACCCAACAUGGCUGUCCACCAACCUGGGCAUCCUGACAUGCAUUGAAUGCUCUGGCAUCCACAGAGAUCUGGGAGUCCAUUACUCCAGGAUUCAGUCGCUCACUCUGGAUCUGCUCAGCACCUCAGAGUUACUGUUGGCCGUCAGCAUCGGCAACACCAGGUUUAAUGACAUCAUGGAGGCAGGGCUCCCCAAUGACUCUGUCAAACCGUUACCACAGAGUGACAUGAAUGCCAGGAAGGAGUACAUAGUGGCAAAGUAUGCCGAACGUCGGUACGUCCUCCGCAGGGAAGAGUCAGAUCCGGGUCGCCUGUACGACGCGGUGAGGAGCCGGGACCUUGUUUCGCUUCUGCAGCUCUAUGCCGAGGGAACAGACCUGGCCAAGCCGCUGGUGCUCCCUGAAGGACAGGGAGUCAGAGAAACGGCUCUUCACCUCUCCGUUCGUCUGGAGGAGAGAAGCUCUCUGGCGCUGGUGGACUUCCUCUGUCAGAACAGCAACUGUCUGGAGAAGAAAACAACAGAAGGGAACACGGCUCUUCACUACAGCGUCCUGCACCACAAUCCUGAAUCACUCAAGCUGCUUCUCAAAGCAAAGGCUUCUAUUCAUGCAGUGAACUCAAGCGGAGAAACGGCUCUAGACAUCGCAAAGAGGCUGCAGUACACUCACUGCAUUGAGCUGUUGGAGCUGGCCCAAAGUGGGAAGUUCAACUCUCAGAUCCAUGUGGAGUACAUGUGGGAGAGUCAGUCUCAGGAGUUCUAUGACAGCGAGGAUGACCUGGAUGAGAGAGUGAGUCCGUUACCCAAAAACCGCUCUCCUCCAUCAAACGGAGGUGGUGGAUCUGCCUUUGCCCAGUGGACAGCCAGCAAUGGCACAAGUCCAGGUAUCAGGCCCUGUCAGACCUAUGAGAAUCUGGACUUCCUGUACAAGAAUCCUCCUGCCAACAGCGCCCCCCCUGGAGCAUCUCUGCCACCACCGCUGCCAGCCAAAUCAGUCCUAAGAGGCCGCUCAGACCCGCAGAUUUCAGUCACAACAGCCCAGGAUGGAGCCCACAUCCUGCGCCGCUGCUCCAACCCGUCGUCCCACUCGUCCAGCCCUCAGACUCAAACGAAACACGGCUCCUCUUCGUCAACUACAGAAACCCAGAGUAACAGUGGGAGAGCCCAACGGUCCUCACAUGGACAAGGAGGUCUGCAAAGAUCGCACAGGCAGACCUGGGACGGCCAGACCCCUCAAAGUGUCUCACAGGCAUCCAAUCAGAAUCACGGUGGACCAGUCAGCUCAGAGAAGACCACCUCCUAUCGGCGCACCAGCACCGGAGGCGGCAGCUUCGGAAAGGGCAACGUGGGCUCUCUGGCGCCGCCCUGCGUGGGCAGCCAGGAGGAGCUGUACUGCAGCCUGGUGGGGAACGGAAACGGCUCGGCUCCGUCUCCAGCGCCUUCGUCCUCCCCCUCUGUGACUUGUGGUCCUCGCUCCCGCAGGAAUGCAAUGGUUUCGGUCAGCAGGCCACAGAAACGCGUAAAGGCUUUGGUGGACUGCCGAGCGGUCAGCGCCGAGCAGCUCGCCUUCUUCAAAGAUGAAGUCAUUGUGGUCACAGCCACUAAUGACCCCCACUGGUGGGUCGGCCAUAUUGAUGGCGACCCUUCCAGGAGUGGAACCUUUCCUGUCAACUAUGUGCACAAAGUAACAGAAUGAUGCUAGUUUGGACUUCAUCACCACAUGUGGGAAAGGAAAUACUGUUCUAUUCAUGGAUCCAAGUAAUCUGGGAAUAUUUUCACAACAGGAUCGACUGACCAAAGGACAUCUGCACGACGAAAUCGUCUUUUUUAGGGGACUAUUACUCAUCUCAGAAAGCAACAAAGAAACUGGAAACUUUUAUUUGUUGUCUUAAACUUGCAGUUGCAAAGAUAAAGCAAUGACUGUGAAUUGCUUUAAUGUUCUUUUAAAUAUUAAUCAAACAUUUGGGCUGCAGAUAUAUAAGCUGCCUGUAUUGAUAUUAGACUUGUGCAUAUAGGCAAAAUUUCCCUGCAGGACAAAAACCUCUUGAAGGCACUUUAAGUUUCAGAGGAAUCCUCUGAAGAGUUGGGAGAGCUGUAAAUGUUUAAUUAGCCAGGAGUCAGCUGCUUUAAUUCCCUCUGAACGGAAAAUGACAAGGAUUUGAAAUCACAGGUUAAUGAGUCAUAUGAGGUUCAGACCCGCCCAGUAUCUGCCGCAGACUGGUCCGGAUCGUGCCUGCCAGUCUGUCUCCAGUAAAACGUCGAUAUGUCUGCGUAGCCCAGCGAGAGAUCUGAAACUUUGGCUGAGCCGCGGCGACUCCGGGCCCAGGCUGGCUGCAGACGGAGGCCGGGAUCCUGUUUCCCGCUGCCUCCAGGCAUCAGUCCCCGGAGAACCUGGAGUAACAGCGGCGUGUUGGAGGGAAAAAUAAAUAUAAGAAGUCUCUGUCCGUCCAGGAAAUGGCACUUAAAGUGGACUUGCUAAUAACUGCACCCCAGCACAGUAAUUUCUUCGAGGUUUUUUCACUGUAAGGCCACAUUUUUCAUGCCACACAUGCACGCUUACACACAAGUCAGCUUCCAGGAGUCAGAAAGCUUUGUGGGAGAAAGGAUAUUUAUGAGUAAAUGAUGCACAUUUAUUUUCAUUUACACCAUUUCUUGUACAUAUUUGGUCAAACCUAACACACAAAGUUGAUACAAGGCGAGGACAUGCUCGUAAUAAAUGCCAAGUUCUGGUUAUAUAAAAUAUGCAAAUAAGAGGAAACAUGAAGUUUUUCCACCUUUAAUGUGAGAAAUAUCCUGUACAGUUCAGCUGGAAAAUACAUUUAUUAGUAGAAGAUAAUAUUACAAACUGCAGUAAUGUAAAUGCAUAAGUGUAUAGAUCUUUAAACUAAUACUAUUUUGUUUUCAGUCUUUGGUAAGGGUGUCAACAUCUGGAUUUGGUCAUAUUUGCCUUGUCUGCUUUUCUGAAAACGUGUCACAUCAUCACACAAACCUAAUUCAUUAGGUUAUUUCAAAUAUUCUGCCAUUUUUGCCUUUAAUUUAGAUGUUUGGACUGAAUGUGAUGUUAUGAAAUAAACCUGCUUCUCAUCCUCAGUUUUAGCCAGUCGAAGGUUUUUAGUGAACGGCAGUUUCAUCCCUCGUGACAAAAACACCAAGUUUCAUCUGAAGUGAAACUAACCCCACAGGAUGAUGCUGCCACCACUGUGUUUUGGUGAGGGCGUGCUGUUUUUUUGGUGAGGCCCAGAAGUUGAGCUUUGUGUUCAUAAGAUUAUAACAUCUUCUGCUUCAAAGUUUUUGAAAGACCUUUUAGAAGAAAAUUCUUCUGUAAAAUCUCUACAUUUGUCAAUUGUUUCUCGUCUUAAAAACUUUGUACUACAACCAAAAAUAAUAAUAAAAUGUUAACUGCUUUUAAUCCACUCUUCAAUAAAAAAGCCUUUUUUAUAGAAAAAGUUUCUAAACCUCAACAAGUUUUCUAUUUCGUAUGUGAUGUAGUAAAUUGUUUUGUACCCUUCUCCUGAAUGAUACCGUUUUAUCUCUUGAAAGUGAGAUCCUUUUAAAACUUUCUAACAACUCUGCCAAUAAUGACUUUCACUAAAUAGUGAGGAAAAUCCCUUUGGAACAAUUACAUUGUAUUUCCAGCUAAUUAGAUUCAUUAUAACUGGUUAUAUUCACUGGUUCAAAUUUUCUUUAAGCUGAAUGAAAUUGAACAGAUAAUAAAAAAUUGUAUGUCAAAUGGGCAUGAUAAUUAGUUUUAACUUUUAUUUUCUUUUUCCUUGAUUUUACUUUUGUUUGUUCAAAAUAAAUUAAAUAAAAGGUGAUUCAAUAAAGGGAUUGCAUACUUAUGCAACCAGGUUUGCUUAUAGGGUGAUUUCUAUAUAAAAUAUGUCAGAUUAAAGGUGGAAAACGUUUGAAAGUUAUUUAUAUCGGUCUCGGGGUUUUUUCCGUAGCACAAACAUUUAAUUGUGCCCACUUUCAACAUGCACUGUAUAUAUCCUGAAUAAUUGUUAUAUGUUGCUUGUUUUCCCACGUGAUAUGAAUUUUAAGGGACAGUGUUACUUUUUGUUUUUUAACUUAAUAUCACGUUAUUGUGCAACAUUUGCUUUGGUUAUCCACCUGACUGCUGGAGUCAGAAUAAUGGUGUAAAAGGGAAAUUUUCUAACUUAAACAGACGUGCAGUAAGGGGGUAAAAGCGUUUAGAAAGCUGGUUUGGAGUCUGCUAUUUCUGUUCACAUCAUCCGGUUACUGUGUUGGUUAUGAGGCAGAGAAACAUGGAAGUGUGAGGGAACAGAUGACUGCAGCAGAUUGUCACUCUCAGUGGGGACUGUGUGAAAUGUAAACAAGAAAUGAGCUCGCUUUAGUUUGUAACAUAUGCAUUAAACAUGUUUAAUGAAGCGCUUUGCUGUAAAUGAAGUCAUAUCUUUGUUUCUACUUACACAACAGAUGCUAAAACUAAAAACGUUAGUUACAUUA